Aricia agestis (brown argus) is the source of this 1707-nucleotide messenger RNA. It is a transcript of the gene Dbp45A, whose product is annotated as probable ATP-dependent RNA helicase Dbp45A. The record is from RefSeq and is a predicted model, not a curated record. NCBI's taxonomy places the organism in Eukaryota, Metazoa, Arthropoda, Insecta, Lepidoptera, Lycaenidae. The transcript is spliced from 9 exons. Gene Ontology annotation, molecular function: RNA helicase activity; nucleic acid binding; ATP binding. The coding region runs from base 83 to 1690 and encodes 535 amino acids.
UUUAGAUUUCCAAAACACAAUUUUAUAAUAUAAUAUACUUCGAAAGAAAUAAAAAUUGUGAAGUGCAUUCUGUUUUGUUACAAUGGAUGAAACUGAAGGAAAAGAGUUUUCCGAGCUCGGAGUAAAACUGUGGCUCAUUCGUCAGUUAUGCACAUUAGGUAUAAAAACUCCAACACCAAUUCAAAAAGGUUGUAUACCAAGGAUUCUAUCAGGUGAUGACUGUAUUGGGGCUGCGAAGACUGGAUCAGGGAAGACAUUCGCUUUCGCCUUGCCAAUACUACAGCAUCUAGCUGAAGAUCCAUAUGGAAUAUUUGCUUUGGUUCUUACACCUACUCAUGAACUAGCAUACCAAAUUGCAGAUCAAUUCAGUAUACUUGGCCAGCCACUAAAACUCAGGAUAUGUGUGGUGACAGGAGGUUCAGAUCAGUUGGAGGAGUCAUUGAAGCUCGCAAAGAGGCCACACAUAGUGGUGGCCAUGCCAGGUAGACUGGCAGACCACAUUACUGGCUGUGAUACAUUCAACUUGAGGAAAAUUAAAUAUCUUGUAUUGGAUGAAGCUGAUAGGUUAUUUAGUGAAUCAUUCCAAGGGGACUUAGAAACUAUAUUUGAAGUACUACCACAGAAAAGACAGAACUUAUUGUUCUCUGCAACAAUCACUGAUGAUGUAAGAGAAUCAAAGUUAUUGCCUUUGGACAAAGAGAGAUUAACAACAUGGUCGGAGACAGAUGAGACACUGACUGUAUCUACACUGGACCAGCGGUAUGUGGUGUGUCCGGCGUACGCGAGAGAUGUGUACUUGGUGCAGACCCUGAGGAAGUACAGAGAGACCAAGCCCAGUUCUCACAUCAUAGUUUUCACUGAUACCAAAAAGGAGUGCCAAGUCCUCUCGAUGAUGAUGAACUCGAUCGGCAUGGACAAUGUGUGUCUCCACGGCUACAUGCGGCAGUCCGAGCGAGCGGCAGCCCUUGCGCAGUUCCGCAGCAACCUGCGUUGUACGCUCGUCGCUACUGGCGUCGCGGCGCGAGGACUUGACGUGCCUACUGUACAUCUAGUUGUCAACCACAAGCUGCCGCUAGAGCCUAACGAGUAUAUACACAGGGUGGGCAGAACAGCGCGUGCGGGCCGCAGCGGUCUCGCGAUAUCGCUCAUCACGCCCCAUGAUCUACUGCGACUAGGCGAAAUCGAAGACAAGAUCAAGACCAAACUUAGCGAGUAUAAGAUUGAUGACGACGAGGCUGUAAAGGUGUUUACGACGGUGUCUGUGGCGCGGCGCGAGCAGGAGGCCCAGCUCGACAACGACGAGUUCGAGCAGCGCAAGCGCAACUACAACGUCAAGCGGUGGAUCAUGGCGGGCGUUGACCCAGACCAGAUGGAGCAGGGAUUAGAAGAAAUGAAACGUAAGCGCAUAAAAGCGGCGAAAAAGGCUAAGUUAGCCAAAAUAAAACAAAUUCAGGCGCAAUUGAAAAACGAGGAAGCAAAAAGCGAGGAAAAUCGCUUGCAGCCAGACAUAGAAGAUAUUGAUCAAACAAUCAAAGGAGAAAUGAAGAAGGUUAACAAAACGUUCAUGAAAAAGGACCCGAGGUUCAAAGAUUUUAUCGGCAAAGUCAGCAAGAUCAAACGAAAAGCAGAAAAUGUACAGAAAAGUACUGAAGAAAGUAGUAAAAAGACGAAAAGGAUUAAGAAUAAAUAAGUAUAGUUAGCGAUUCA